Messenger RNA from Aspergillus calidoustus, 855 nucleotides. The record is from the annotation of a GenBank genome assembly. NCBI's taxonomy places the organism in Eukaryota, Fungi, Ascomycota, Eurotiomycetes, Eurotiales, Aspergillaceae.
AUGUCUUCAACAGAGGAAUCUCCAGCUCAGCGGGCGGCUCGCCUUCGGCGCGAACGCCGCGAGGCCAAGAUCAAAGAAGGGGGCGCAGCUCGGUUGGAUAAAAUUACAAGCUUGAGUGGACGCACACCAUCAAAAGACCGUGAAGAAGCCGCUCCAUCCCCUUCGCUACCCCCGACUGUAAUUCCUUCCCCCAGUCCCGAACCACGAGCAGCACCGCGCCAACCGCCACAAACAUACAUGCAAUCACCACCGGCUCCGAGCGUUGAGGAUGCAGAUGUGGUGCGUGAGCAGCAAGAGGCUCUCCGUGCUCUUCUUCGACAGCCCGUUCCCUCCCAACAAGAUACCGAGGAGGACCCGAACCUGAAGCUCUUCCAGGCUCUUAUGGGAGGAAUGGGGGGGAUGCCGGGUGGAGAUCAAGGCCCCGAUGCAGGUGCAGGCGCAGGAGGGAUUCCGCCGGAACUUGCGUCUUCGCUCGGCCUUCCUCCCUGGAUGUCGAGCAUGCUUGGCGCGGCUACACAGCAGGAGUCUGAAGAUCAGAAGAGGACUGUCCUGACCUGGAAAAUCUUGCAUACUGUGUUCUCGAUUGUUCUUGGAGUAUAUCUGGUUUUCCUCACUAGCUCGUCGGUUGCGACGUUCGGGAAACAACCCCCUCCUCCAGCUACCGUGCAGAACCCGUUCCUCUACUUCACAACUGGGGAGCUUGUGAUGGGCGGGGCGAGGAUCUUGAUUAAGAGCCAGAGCGGCGGACUCUCUGGGCCGUUCUUGUAUAUUCAGCUGUUGAAGGACUUCAUUCGAGAUGGCAGCAUUGUCCUCUUCCUCUUUGGAAUGGGCGCUUGGUGGAAUCAGGGAUGGUGA